CAGCAACCACCAACCAAAGAUAACACCCAGCACCACCAAACAUGGCAGAGCCACCACGACCACCAGCAGCGCCCACAACGACGACCACGGCUCCGUCAUCAGCGAUGCCGCAUGGAGCGCCGCCGCCACGUCCACCCGGCUCCAUGCCGGCGCAAUCCCCGGGUAUGCCGCCUCCAACGAGGCCAAUGCCACCGGUUUCGACGCCAAGAACAGCAGCAGCCACGCCACACACCAUGCCGCGCAUGCCCGGUAUGCCGCCGACAUUGGCGUCGCCUGCGCCUGGCGGCAUGCCUCGAUUCCCUCAUACACCCACGCCAGGUAGGGGCAUGUACCCACGCACAGGCCACCCGCCGCCACCGUCACCGCACGUGGCCUCGUCUCCGCGAACACCGGGCAUGACAUCGGCACGUCGCUACACGUACAAGGACUUUGAGGCACAGCUCUUGCAGGCCCUCAAGAAGCCCAAGUCCGGACCAAUGACUCGCUUUGGCAAAAGCAUUUUCCACCUCGCUGCGCAAGAUCUGAAGAGUGUGGAUGAUAUUGCCAAGUAUCUACAGGCGCAACAGGCUGCAAAGGUGUCCACACCAGCGCCCCAGGGCACAACAGCACCGCCAAAGCUGCCCACGAAGCCAACAAAACAGAGCACACCAUCAUCAUCAGCGUCAACCACGGCAGCAGCAGGGGCAGGCGGGAAGGCGGGUGGGAAGCGUAGGGCAUCGGCAACUGCUGGCGAUGGGGAUGAGAAGCGAGCGAAGAAAACGCCGGGGAAACGCCCCAUUGGCCGCCCGCGCAAACCAGGAGCAAAGACGCCGGCAAAACCGCGAGCAAAACCGAAGAAACCUGGCGCGAAAAAGAAGGAGGAGGACAAGGACGAAGAGAAAGAUCUGUUGGAUGUGGCCGGCGUGAACGAGGAUGAGGAGGAGCAGAACUUGCUGUCGCACCAGCAGUUGAUUGGACAACACAUGCGCAGGGACCGUGUGGACCGGCUGCUGUUUGGGGACGCGGACCUGCAGCCGUACAUCGACCGCCUGGUGCCGGCCGUCCUCGGCGACGCAGCGCAGGUGGAGGCGUCGGUCAUCACUGCGCUCGCCCUCGCCCUGCAGGAGUACCUGCUCGAUCUCCUCUCGAAGGCAAGGCGACGCGCCCGCAGAUCCGUCAAGGUUCCUGCUGCGUGGCGCCCGCUGCAGCACGCGUUGAUGGAGGGCGCCAUGCUCGACACGGACGUCCUGGCCGCAGGCGAGCUCAUGCACCUGCAACAGCAGUGCCGCGAUGGGCAGCAGGCGCAGUCGUUGCCUGCAGGCAACGGAACGACAGCCAACGCCCCCAGCGGCAACAUGAACUAUGACAGCAGCAGCAGCAGCAGCGGUAGUGGAGGCGGCACAGCAAUGCAGAAUGGCGCGCGGGCGAACGGAACCACACAUGGCCACACGACAACCACACCUGCUGCAACAGCAGAUACGACCGCUACCAGCACGGGCAGGGGCAGUGGCGGCGAGGAUGUGGUCGUGAACAGCCAUGGGCGGGCGCUCGUGCGGACGGGGGUGAUACGCGAGGGCCACGUGCGUGCGCUGUGCAUGAGGCACAUCUCGCACUCGCGUGCGCGGUUCAUGUUCAGGCACCUCAUGGGGCUGUCGUCAAACAGAGGCGCGCAUCAGCCGAGGUGACGUGCGAUGGAAUGGGUUGUGCUACACGUGUGCUGGUGGGAUUGUGUUGCGUGGUGUGGGGCUAACGAUAUGGGUUGGUGCACAGGUGAUGGACUACGAACAUG
This is a messenger RNA of Salpingoeca rosetta, 1768 nucleotides long. RefSeq lists its product as uncharacterized. The transcript is spliced from 6 exons. Bases 42 to 1664 code for a protein of 540 amino acids. The record is from RefSeq and is a predicted model, not a curated record. NCBI's taxonomy places the organism in Eukaryota, Choanoflagellata, Craspedida, Salpingoecidae.